Messenger RNA from Eremothecium sinecaudum, 6696 nucleotides. It is a transcript of the gene ACC1, whose product is annotated as acetyl-CoA carboxylase ACC1. The transcript has a single exon. NCBI's taxonomy places the organism in Eukaryota, Fungi, Ascomycota, Saccharomycetes, Saccharomycetales, Saccharomycetaceae. Bases 1 to 6696 code for a protein of 2231 amino acids. Gene Ontology annotation, molecular function: metal ion binding; ATP binding; acetyl-CoA carboxylase activity. The record is from RefSeq and is a predicted model, not a curated record. Gene Ontology annotation, biological process: fatty acid biosynthetic process.
AUGAGUGACGAAAAUUUAGCAGAAGUCUCUGUGUCUCAGAAGUCCCGUUAUGAGUACACGGAUAAUACUGCGAAGCAUGCCACGCUGGCGCCCCACUUUCUUGGGCUGAAUUCGGUAUCAAGGGCGGAAGAUUCUCCCUUAAAAGAGUUUGUAAGGCUACACGGCGGACACACCGUUAUCUCCAAGGUUCUCAUUGCGAACAAUGGUAUUGCAGCUGUUAAGGAGAUUAGAUCAGUAAGGAAAUGGGCAUAUGAAACCUUUGGCGAUGGUUCAACGAUCCAAUUUGUUGUUAUGGCUACACCAGAAGAUCUUGAAGCCAAUGCCGAAUAUAUAAGGAUGGCAGACCAAUAUGUUGAGGUCCCAGGUGGUACGAACAAUAAUAAUUAUGCAAAUGUUGACUUAAUUGUUGACAUUGCAGAGCGUGCAAACGUUGAUGCAGUUUGGGCAGGUUGGGGCCAUGCUUCUGAGAACCCACUGCUUCCUGAAAAAUUGGCAAGUUCCAAAAGAAAGGUUGUCUUCAUUGGCCCCCCAGGUAACGCUAUGAGGUCCCUUGGUGAUAAGAUUUCAUCUACAAUUGUUGCGCAACAUGCAAAGGUUCCUUGUAUCCCGUGGUCGGGUACUGGUAUUGACGAAGUUCAGACAGAUGAAAAUACUGGCUUAGUUUCUGUGACUGAUAAAGUCUACAACCUAUGCUGUUGUUCAUCCCCAGAGGAUGGGCUUGAAAGAGCCAAGGCUAUUGGUUUCCCAGUUAUGGUGAAAGCCUCAGAAGGUGGUGGUGGUAAAGGUAUUAGAAAAGUCGAACGUGCGGAGGACUUUGUUGCGCUAUAUAAGCAAGCUGCCAACGAAAUACCAGGGUCUCCUAUCUUUGUUAUGAAACUAGCUGGAAAAGCCCGUCACUUGGAAGUGCAACUGCUGGCCGAUCAAUACGGUACUAAUAUAUCUCUUUUCGGACGUGAUUGUUCUGUCCAAAGACGUCAUCAGAAAAUCAUAGAAGAGGCACCUGUAACGAUUGCCAAGCCGGAGACUUUUACAGAAAUGGAGAAGGCUGCCGUAAGACUGGGUAAAUUGGUGGGUUACGUAUCAGCCGGUACUGUGGAAUAUCUAUAUUCUCAUGAUGAUGGGAAGUUUUAUUUCUUAGAAUUGAACCCUAGAUUACAGGUUGAACAUCCAACUACAGAAAUGGUUACUGGUGUUAAUCUACCGGCUGCUCAGUUGCAGAUUGCGAUGGGUAUUCCUUUACACAGAAUCAGAGAUAUCAGGCUUUUGUAUGGUCUAGAUCCAUACACUGCAACUGAAAUUGACUUCGAUUUUUCAUCUUCUGGAUCUCUAAAAACUCAAAGAAAACCCAUUCCAAAGGGACACUGUACUGCAUGUCGUAUCACAUCAGAAGACCCUAACGAAGGUUUCAAGCCUUCUGGUGGUUCGUUACACGAAUUGAACUUCCGUUCUUCAUCCAAUGUUUGGGGUUACUUCUCAGUGGGUAAUAAUGGUGGUAUCCAUUCAUUUUCUGAUUCUCAGUUUGGUCACAUAUUUGCAUUCGGUGAAAAUAGACAAGCAUCUAGGAAGCACAUGGUUGUUGCUUUGAAGGAGCUAUCAAUUAGGGGUGACUUUAGAACUACGGUUGAGUACUUGAUUAAGUUAUUAGAAACAGAAGAUUUCGAAGAUAAUACGAUUACUACUGGCUGGUUGGACGAUUUAAUCUCUCAAAAAAUUUCCGCUGAGAAGCCUGACGAAAUGCUAGCUGUUAUUUGCGGUGCUGCUACAAAAGCUCACAUCUCAUCAGAAAAAGCUCGCGAGGAAUAUCUUUCUUGUCUAAAGAGGGGUCAAGUACCAAACAAGAACAUGCUUCAAACUAUGUAUCCAAUUGAAUUUAACCAUGAGGGAAAGAGAUAUAAAUUCACUGUCGCCAAAUCGGCUGAUGAUCGGUACACGCUAUUCAUCAACGGCUCGAAAUGUGACGUUGGUGUUCGCAAGUUAUCCGAUGGAGGACUAUUGAUCGCUAUUGGAGGAAAAUCACAUACUGUGUAUUGGAAGGAAGAAGUCGCUGCAACCCGUUUGUCAAUCGACCAUCAAACUACGAUGUUGGAGGUUGAAAAGGAUCCUACACAAUUACGUACACCUUCCCCUGGUAAGCUUGUUAAAUUUUUGAUAGAAAGUGGUGAUCAUAUUUCUGCUGGUCAGCCGUACGCAGAGGUCGAAGUCAUGAAAAUGCAGAUGCCUUUGAUAGCAACCGAGAGUGGUGUUGUACAACUUUUGAAACAGCCUGGAUCAACUUUAGCCUCUGGCGAUAUUUUAGCGAUAUUGGCCUUGGAUGAUCCUUCAAAGGUCAAGCACGCUUUACCUUUUGAAGGUAUGCUUCCUGAAAUGGGCGCUCCUAUCAUUGAAGGUACUAAACCUGCGUACAAGUUUAGAUAUCUUGUUUCCACUUUAGAAAACAUUCUAAAGGGCUACGACAAUCAAGUUGUCAUGAGUGCGUCCUUACAAAAGCUUAUUGAAGUUUUGAGAGAUCCUGAAUUACCAUACUCUGAAUGGAGAAUGCAAGUGUCUGCAUUACAUUCUAGGCUACCUGCUCCUUUGCUUCAACAAUUAGAGCGUCUUGUUGAACGUUGCCAUAACCGCUCUGCUGACUUCCCAGCGAAGCAGAUGGGCAAAAUUUUGGAUAGUGCUCUUCAGGAAGCGAAUGGCGACCCGCUAUUUGCCACAGCAAUUGAACCAUUGACUUCUAUUACCCGUCGCUACAAGGAUGGGUUACAGGCUCAUGAGUUUUCUGUGUUUGCUAGUUUCCUUGACAACUACUACUCUGUUGAGAAGUUGUUCUCAGGAAGUAAUGUACGUGAGGAAGAUGUUAUAUUAAAAUUACGUGACGAAUACUCUGCAGAUCUCAACAAAGUUGUGCUUACUGUUCUAUCACAUUCACGUGUUUCUGCAAAGAAUAACUUGAUUUUGGCAAUUUUAAAGCAUUACCAACCUUUAUGCCAAAUGUCUACCGAAAUAUCUUCACACCUUUCUUCUUCUUUGAAACGCAUUGUUGAGUUAGAGUCUAAAGUAACCGCAAAAGUUGCGCUCCAGGCUAGAGAGAUUUUGAUUCAGGGUGCAUUACCCUCUAUAAAGGAAAGGACAGAACAGUUAGAACAUAUUUUAAAGAGUUCCGUUGUUAAGUUGACUUACGGACUAACGGAGACUCUCCGUAUGGACCCAGAUAUUGAGGUUCUCAAGGAUUUAAUUGAUUCUAAUUACGUUGUUUUCGAUGUUUUGGCACAAUUCUUGAAUCAUAAGGAUAACGGUGUUGCCGCUGCCGCUGCCGAGGUCUAUAUCCGUCGUGCUUAUAGAGCAUACACUAUUGGAGACAUUAAGCACCAUUCUUCAUUUGAUUCACCAGUGGUUGAGUGGAAGUUCCAGCUUCCUUCAGCAGCUUUUACUUCUCGUCCUCAAGUGACUUCUAAAUUGGGUGUGCAAAGAGCUAUAUCUAUCUCAGAUAUGACUUUCAUAUCCGAUGCAGACAAUCAACCAUUGAGAACGGGUAUUUUGAUUCCUGCUGAUCACUUAGACGAUGUGGAUUCAGUUUUGGCAAGCGCUUUAACUGUAAUUCCAUUGCAACAAAAUACAGCUGGCCCUGCACCUGAUAGGUAUGGGACAUCUGGUACGUUAUCAAAUGUUGCAAAUGUUUUUAUUUCCUCUAUAGAAGGUUUCGAAUCUGAAGACGAUGUUUUGAAAAGAUUGAGAGAAAUUUUGGACAUGAACAGACAGGACUUGAUUGCUUCUUCAAUUCGUCGUAUAACUUUUGUCUUUGGGUACAAGGAUGGUUCCUAUCCAAAAUACUAUACCUUCAGAGGCUCUGAAUACACAGAAGACAAGACCAUCCGCCAUAUAGAACCUGCUUUGGCCUUCCAAUUGGAAUUAGGAAGAAUGUCCAAUUUCAAUAUUAAACCUAUUUUUACCAAUAAUAGGAAUAUUCAUGUGUAUGAAGCAAUUGGAAAGAAUUCUCCUAUUGAUAAGAGGUUUUUCACCAGAGGUAUAAUUAGAACUGGUAGAAUCCGUGAUGAUAUUACAAUCCAAGAGUACUUGACUUCAGAGGCUAAUAGGUUAAUGCGCGAUAUUUUGGAUAUUUUAGAGGUCACUGACACAUCAAACUCAGACUUGAAUCACAUAUUUAUUAACUUCUCGGCUGUUUUUGACGUCACUUUGGAAGAUGUCGCUAACGCAUUUGGUGGUUUCCUUGAAAGAUAUGGAAAGAGGCUUUUAAGACUACGUGUCGCAGCUGCCGAAAUUCGUAUUAUGAUCAAGGAUUCGGAAACAGGGUCUCCAAUUCCACUCAGAGCACUAAUAAAUAACGUGUCUGGAUACGUUGUAAGGACAGAAUUCUAUACAGAAAUUAAGAAUUCACAAGGAGAAAGGAUUUUCAAGUCCUUAGACAAGCCUGGCUCAAUGCACUUAAGACCAAUUGCAACACCUUAUCCUGUCAAAGAAUGGUUACAACCUAAACGUUAUAAAGCCCAUUUGAUGGGAACCACUUACGUUUACGAUUUCCCUGAAUUAUUCCGUCAAAGUACCAUCACCCAAUGGAGGAAGCAUGCUCCUAAGGUAAAAUUAAGUGAUAACUUCUUCAUCGCCAAUGAAUUGAUUGUUGAUCAGGAUGGUGAAUUGACGGAAGUGGAUAGAGAGCCCGGUGCUAACAACAUUGGUAUGGUCGCAUUCAAAGUUACUGCCAAAACUCCAGAAUACCCACACGGUAGACAGUUUGUUAUUGUUGCGAACGACAUUACAUUUAUGAUUGGUUCUUUUGGUCCCCAGGAAGACGAGUUUUUCGAUAAGGUUACUGAAUACGCAAGGAAGCGUGGUAUCCCAAGAAUUUAUUUAUCUGCAAACUCUGGUGCCAGAAUUGGUCUCGCCGAUGAAUUGAUACCCUUGUUUGAUGUUGCCUGGAACGAUCCUUCUAAUCCUGCAAAGGGUUUCAAAUACUUAUACAUGCGUCCUGAAACAAUGGAAAAGUUGAAGAACCAGGGUAAGGAACAUGUUGUCUUAACUGAGCACGUUGUUGAAAAUGGGGAGACGAGACAUGUUCUAAAGGCUAUUAUCGGUUCAGAGGAAGGGCUUGGUGUUGAAUGUUUGAGAGGUUCUGGUCUGAUUGCCGGUGCAACUUCAAGAGCAUAUAAGGAUAUCUUUACAAUCACCCUAGUUACCUGUAGGUCCGUUGGUAUUGGUGCAUACUUAGUUCGGUUGGGCCAGAGAGCAAUUCAAGUCGAAGGCCAGCCUAUCAUUUUGACCGGUGCACCUGCUAUCAAUAAGGUUUUGGGUAGAGAUGUCUACUCAUCCAACUUGCAAUUAGGUGGUACGCAAAUCAUGUAUAACAAUGGUGUUUCCCAUUUGACGGCUCAAGAUGAUUUAGCUGGUGUUGCUAAGAUCAUGGAAUGGUUAUCAUACGUACCUGCGAAACGUAACCUACCAGUCCCAAUUUUGGAAUCAGAUGAUAAAUGGGAUAGAGAUGUUGAAUACUGUCCAAAAUCAGGUGAGCAAUACGAUGUCAGAUGGAUGAUUGAAGGUCGCGAUACUCCUGAUGGUUUCGAACCUGGUUUAUUCGAUAAGGGUUCCUUCCAAGAAACUUUGUCAGGAUGGGCUAGAGGUGUCGUUGUAGGUAGGGCUCGUUUGGGAGGUAUUCCACUCGGUGUUAUUGCUGUUGAAACUAGAACUGUAGAAACUUUAAUACCAGCAGACCCUGCAAAUCCUGAUUCCAUUGAAAGUUUGGUGCAAGAAGCUGGUCAAGUUUGGUAUCCAAACUCUGCUUACAAGACUGCUCAAGCAAUCAAUGACUUCAAUCAUGGUGAACAAUUGCCGUUGAUGAUCAUGGCGAACUGGAGAGGUUUCUCAGGUGGUCAACGUGAUAUGUACAAUGAGGUUCUGAAAUUCGGUGCCUACAUUGUUGAUGCAUUAGUUGACUACAAGCAACCCAUUUUCACUUAUAUUCCUCCUCUUGCAGAAUUGAGAGGUGGUUCUUGGGUUGUUGUUGAUCCAACCAUUAAUGCUGAGCAGAUGGAGAUGUAUGCAGACAUCGAUUCUCGUGCGGGUGUUCUUGAACCUGAAGCUAUCGUUGGUAUUAAGUACCGUAGAGAGAAGCUGUUGAACACUAUGGCAAGAUUGGACUACAAGUACAAGGAACUAAGCGAACAACUUGCUGACAGUAAUAUAACUCCAGAAAAGCAUCAAGAGCUUUCCAAGCAAUUGGCUGCACGUGAAAAACAGCUAUUGCCUAUCUUCCAUCAAAUUACCGUCCAAUUUGCCGGCUUGCAUGACCGCUCUGGUCGUAUGUUAGCGAAGGGCGUCAUCAGGAAAGAGCUGGAAUGGUCUCAAUCUCGUCGCUUCUUCUACUGGAGGUUGAGGAGAAGAUUAAACGAGGAGUAUUUGAUUAGAAGGUUGGAUGCUGAGCUUCCACAUGCCAAUAGGCUAGAAAAAUUCUCCAGACUAAGAUCAUGGUACCCUACAUCUGUUAACCAAGAUGACGACGCAAAGGUCUCAACUUGGAUCGAGGAAAACUAUCAAGUUCUAGAUGAACAUGUAAAGGCAUUGAAGGCGGAGAAAUUCGCUCACAGUUUGUCCAAGCAGUUCAGAAGCGACCGCGAAACCGCUUUGAAAGGAAUCAGUGAAAUUUUGAAGCUACUGUCCACCACCGACAAGGAACAGAUUUUGAAGAGUUUAGAGUAG